Messenger RNA from Salvia hispanica, 1742 nucleotides. Its product is annotated as argininosuccinate synthase, chloroplastic-like. Lineage: Eukaryota; Viridiplantae; Streptophyta; Magnoliopsida; Lamiales; Lamiaceae. The record is from RefSeq and is a predicted model, not a curated record. Gene Ontology annotation, molecular function: ATP binding; argininosuccinate synthase activity. Gene Ontology annotation, biological process: L-arginine biosynthetic process; urea cycle. Gene Ontology annotation, cellular component: cytoplasm.
GUUUAGCUCACCACGAAGCUUAGUGAUUAGUCAUACUCGCUCACUGUCUACUUCAGCCGCCGUUUCUUCAACGCCGAUUUUCAGAGACGAGAUUUCGUCUUGCAUUGCACCGGAUAGCCAUGGCUCAGAUUCACGCGGUCUCUUCAUGUUCUUCCACCAAUCUCUUCUGUGGUUUGAAAAGAGAUUCAUGCAGAACUUAUGACAAAGUUCAUUGCAGUCGGCGAAUGGCCUCACAAGAGCAGGUAGGAGUAAAAGCCAGCGAGUUUCACGGCCUUUCAAUCUCCCAAACCCUAGCUAAAUUUGGGCCAGUUCGUGAAAAUCAUGCUAUCAAAGCAGUUUUGGCUAGUGACAAGGAGGUGUCAACUUCUAGCGGUGAUAGUAAGGUUUUGCGUAAAAAGUUGAACAAAGUUGUGCUGGCUUACAGUGGUGGUCUAGACACAUCUGUAAUUGUACCUUGGCUUAGGGAGAACUAUGGCUGCGAGGUUGUGUGCUUCACUGCAGAUGUUGGUCAAGGUCUGCAAGAAUUGGAUGGUUUAGAACAAAAGGCCAGGGCUAGUGGGGCAUGCCAACUGAUUGUGAAGGAUUUAAAGGAGGAAUUUGUGAAAGAUUUUAUCUUUCCUUGCUUACGAGCUGGUGCCAUCUAUGAGAGAAAGUACUUGCUUGGGACUUCAAUGGCUCGUCCAGUUAUUGCAAAGGCAAUGGUUGAUGCUGCCAAAGAGGUUGGAGCUGAUGCUGUAUCUCAUGGAUGUACAGGGAAAGGAAAUGAUCAAGUCCGCUUUGAGCUCACCUUCUUUGCUCUGAACCCUGAACUCAAUGUUGUUGCGCCUUGGAGGGAAUGGGAAAUAACAGGAAGAGAAGAUGCUAUUGAAUAUGCUAAAAAGCAUAAUGUACCUGUUCCAGUGACAAAGAAAUCGAUCUACAGCAGAGACAGGAAUCUGUGGCAUCUCAGCCAUGAGGGGGAUAUCUUGGAGGACCCAGCUAAUGAACCGAAAGAGGACAUGUAUAUGAUGUCAGUAGACCCAACAAACGCACCUGAUACACCUGAGUACGUGAAAAUUGGUAUAGUUGAAGGCCUGCCAGUUUCAGUCAAUGGGAAGGAACUAUCUCCUGCUUCUCUACUUGCAGAGCUCAAUGACCUAGGUGGGAAGCAUGGAGUCGGACGCAUAGACAUGGUUGAAAAUCGACUUGUUGGCAUGAAAAGCCGCGGGGUUUACGAAACUCCUGGCGGGACCAUCCUCUUCUCUGCAGUGCGUGAGCUCGAGUCCCUAACACUAGAUCGCGAGACCAUCCAAAUCAAGGACUCUCUUGCCCUCAAGUAUGCCGAGUUAGUGUACGCUGGUCGGUGGUUCGAUCCUCUUCGCGAAUCCAUGGAUGCUUUCAUGAAGGAAAUUACUAAGACUACAUCUGGUUCAGUGACACUCAAACUUUACAAAGGAUCUGUGAGUGUAGCUGGCAGGGAAAGUCCUAACAGUCUCUACCGGCAAGACAUUUCUUCGUUCGAGAGCGGUGAUAUCUACAAUCAAGCCGAUGCUGCUGGAUUUAUCCGCCUCUAUGGAUUGCCAAUGAGGGUCCGAGCUAUGCUCGAGAAAGGGUUGUGAUGUGUUUAGAGGUGUGGCAUCUCCGUUGUGCUGCGUGACUAACUAUGCGUAGUUAGUAAGGUCGUUUGUUACUUUGUUAGUCUUCACAAGCUUGAAUUUGAAUUACUAGAAUUAUUUUAUAAAACAGAGCUUUUAUUUAUUGUC